UGAAACACAAUAGCCACAGCUCUCCUCUCCUCCAAUACACAUUAUUAUUCUUUGUUAAUCCUUUUACAGAAAAAUGAAGAGUAAAUGGCUCAUCAUUCUCCUCCUUAUUUUCACCACCUUCGAUGAUUCCUAUGCAAAAGAAUCAAAACCCAUCUCAGAUAUCCUUAGCAUUAGCCACUUCUUUAACCAAACUCAUCAAUGGAGCAUGACUCAGCAACCAGAAUCCCAUGACACCCAACUCAAAUUUUCAGCUCCUGUUGUUCUUGCUGGAGUCCUGUGUUUCAUAGCUGCCUCUAUAUCCAGCGCCGGUGGAGUUGGUGGUGGGGGUCUUUUCAUACCAAUCUUAACUAUAACUGCAGGCUUGGACCUCAAAACAGCCUCGAGCUUCUCAGCUUUCAUGGUCACUGGAGCCUCGAUUGCAAAUGUUAUAUUGCACUUGGCUUCAACUAUUCCCAGGCUUGGUGGGAAGACAUUGAUCGACUUUGAUAUAGCACUUUUGUCACAACCUUCUAUUUUACUUGGAGUUAGUAUUGGGGUCAUUUGUAACCUUAUGUUCCCAGAGUGGCUCAUUACUAUUCUGUUCGCCAUUUUUCUUGCUUGGUCCACCUCGAAGACCUGCAGAAAUGGGGUUGUGUGUUGGACACUGGAAACGGUAGUGAUGGAGAGACAAGGGUCGUGUGGAGAUUUGGAAAAUGGUUCCACCAAAGAUGUUAUCGAAGGACGAGAAGAGACCAAAAGUGUUAGAGAACCCCUUUUGGGUUCAGAAAGAAAUUGUGAACAUGGACUUCCAUGGAUGAAACUGGGGGUGUUGAUCUUAGUAUGGUGUUCCUUCUGUUUUCUCUAUCUUCUUCGUGGCAAUCGUUAUGGAGAGGGAAUCACACCCAUAGAACCUUGCGGAGUUGGUUACUGGACAGUGUCUUCGUUCCAAGUUCCACUAGCCGUGGUUUACACUGCCUGGAUUAUAUGGAAGAGAAAGAGCUCUCAACAUCAAAACUUGAAUCAGAAGGACAUCAAAGACAGCCUGACUCAAGUUGAGCAGUCAAAAAAAUUCCUUUUCCCAUUGAUGGCACUAUUAGCAGGGAUGUUGGGUGGUGUCUUUGGGAUUGGAGGUGGAAUGCUAAUAAGUCCCCUUCUUAUACAAGUCGGAAUAGCACCCGAGGUAACAGCAGCAACCUGUUCUUUCAUGGUUUUCUUCUCAUCUUCCAUGUCAGCCUUUCAGUAUUUGAUGUUGGGCAUGGAACACACAGACGUUGCUCUUAUCUUCUCCUGCGUCUGUUUUGUUGCGUCGCUCCUCGGGUUGGUAGUGGUUCAGAAGGCUAUUCAACAGUAUGGAAGAGCAUCUCUCAUUGUUUUCUCAGUUGGUAUUGUAAUGACUCUGAGUACGGUUUUGAUGACAACUUUCGGGGCUCUUGAUGUUUGGAGAAGCUAUACCUCUGGGGAGUACAUGGGCUUCAAACCACCCUGCUAGAAAUAGCUUUUGUAGUUAGGCUCUUUACUAGAUGCUUACGCAUCAA
Messenger RNA from Humulus lupulus (European hop), 1514 nucleotides. RefSeq names its product sulfite exporter TauE/SafE family protein 5-like. The transcript is spliced from 4 exons. Gene Ontology annotation, cellular component: membrane; Cul4A-RING E3 ubiquitin ligase complex. NCBI's taxonomy places the organism in Eukaryota, Viridiplantae, Streptophyta, Magnoliopsida, Rosales, Cannabaceae. The record is from RefSeq and is a predicted model, not a curated record. Gene Ontology annotation, biological process: protein ubiquitination. The coding region runs from base 74 to 1468 and encodes 464 amino acids.